Molecule: messenger RNA, 1053 nt
Organism: Bipolaris victoriae FI3
Lineage: Eukaryota; Fungi; Ascomycota; Dothideomycetes; Pleosporales; Pleosporaceae
Exons: 1
Coding region: 1-1053 (350 amino acids)
Molecular function (GO): oxidoreductase activity, acting on NAD(P)H
Source: RefSeq, a predicted model, not a curated record
AUGACCUCCCCCAACAAAGCGAUAUACAUUGGACCAAAAAACGAGUUAUUUUCUACGGAAUACGACGAUCUCUAUGAGCCUGCUGAUAACCAAGGCCUGAUCCAGGUGCAUUAUUCUGGCAUCAAUCCUGCUGAUCUGAAGCAUGGGAUCGACUUCAAGAUGAAUGACCACGUUUGUGGUUACGAGUUCAGUGGAAAAGUUGUCAAGGCUGGAACCGGAUUUCCUUACGUAGUCGGAGAUGAGAUCUUUGGCUCAAAGAAGAUAGACUUAGGUUCGAAAUUCGGAGCGCAUCAAGAUUGGCUGCUUGCUGAGGGAAAUUCGUUGAUUGCUAAACGGCCAUCCACACUUCCAAAACAGGCUGCGGCGGUGAUGUCAAUCGUGGUGAGGACUGCCGCCGAUGCCUUGUUUAAUGUCUUAGGAAUACCUUUUGCCGAGAUCAAGGCAUCAGGAAUGCCAACUAAGAGCGGCAUUCUGAUUUGGGGAGGCGGUAGUGCAGUAGGCUGGGCAGCAAUACAGCUUGCCAAAGCUGCAGGUGUCAGCCCUAUCAUCAUUACAGCAUCUUCUUCUCGCCAUCAAGCACUGAAGGGAUUGGGUGCAACACACUGCUUCGAUUACCGGGAUGAUGAUGUGGUCGCAAAGAUCCAGAGUGCUAUUGAUCAAUCCGGUCAACCGUUAAAGUUCAUCUUCGACUCAGUAUGUACAAAGGGACUAGCAUCCUCGACGUCAAGGUUCGAUACAAUAAACACUGCGCCGGAUGCUAUUUUCACCGGGACUUUGCCGGUACGCAGUGACAGAAAUAAGUGGAUGUGGUGUUUGGCCGCUCGAGCCUGGGACAUGAACCUGCCUCCACCCAUAGGCCCCAUCACCGCAAACCAGGAAUGGGAGUCACGCUUGGUUGAAGUCGUCUCUUGGGCAGCUGAAAACUACGGUGAACGCUUUCAAAUUCCAAAUCUGAGAGUGAUCGAAGGGUUCAAGGAGGGAAUCGAAGCGAUUAAGGCUUCAGGCGAGGGGAGGAUCGGCUUUGAGAAGGUCGCAAUCAAGCACCCUUUUUGA